UACCGAUUCCACUUAUUAAAAAGCUGUCAUUCCAAUAUUCAAACUAUGUUCUGCAAAAAACUUUUGCAACUCAAGAAGCCAAAUAAACUACUGAAUUUUCAGUUUGCUGAUGUCACCUAUAGCUUUAUAACACACAGUUUGAAGAAACAAAACGUUGUACUGCAUAAAGAGAAAAAAAGUUGUAGAAAUACAGAGCGUAGCGUUGUAACGUAGCCCCCACUGCUGUUUGCACGUGUGGAGCUGCAGGAAUGCGGCGCCCAGCGGCCAUUGACGUCUGCUACUCUAUCCAGGCUGGAGGAGGUGGAAGAGGGGGAGGAGGAGGAACGAAAACUUCAAAACAUGGCUUCCUUCUCUCUGGAGCCUGGAAAUCAAGAUGAAACCCCUACAGAUGAAUCAAAGCAGGGGUCCCAUUUCAUAAAAGCUGAGGAAUACACCUUGGAUGAAGCGUCAGAGAAACUUCUGCAAAGUUUUCAAAGCGCGGCGUUAAGUUUCUCUGGGGAGCAGGUCGCUUGUGUUUGUGAAGCACUCCUGCAGGCUGGCAAUGUGGACAGGCUGGGCAGAUUCCUCACUUCAAUCCCGCCGUCAGAGUUGCUACGUGGCAACGAGACUUUACUGAAGGCCAGGGCCCUAGUGGCCUUCCACCAAGAAAACUUCAAAGAGUUGUACUGUAUCUUGGAGAGUCAGUCCUUCCACCCUUCUAACCAUCGCUUUCUACAGGAUCUUUUCCUACGGGCGCGGUAUCGGGAGGCAGAAAUGUCCCGGGGCCGACCGCUGGGGCCCGUGGACAAGUACCGGCUUCGGAAAAAGUAUCCCCUACCCAAGACCAUUUGGGACGGCGAAGAGACAAUGUACUGCUUCAAGGAGAGGUCGCGUAACGCAUUAAAGGAGUGCUACAAGAACAAUCGUUAUCCGACCCCGGACGAGAGGAGGAACCUGGCACAGAUCACGGGGCUCUCCCUCACACAGGUCAGCAACUGGUUUAAGAACAAGAGGCAGAGGGACCGCACCCCCUCCGUUGGCACCCCCAGCAAGUGUGAAUCUGAUGGAAAUCACAGCACUGAAGAUGAAUCCAGUAGAGGAGCCGAACCUGUUGAACCUGAGCUGAAUGUACCAAUGACAGUGUCAACAGGACAAGAAGAGGCCCAAGUUCUGAACGCUGCAUUCCUACAGACCUCCAGUGCACCAACCAGUACUUCCUCUCUUUUGUUGAAUGGAACUGUGUUAAGCAACGCACAGCCUGUUCUCCUAAAUGGUAGUGCUGUCCUUCAGGCAUCCAGUGGUGUUAUCAUCAAUGGUUUGACUCUAGGAGAUGGACAGACAGUAACUCUUAGUCCUGUCGCUUCUAGUUCUCCUGUAUUAGUUAGUGGCUCAGCUGCAUUCAACAGUAAACAACCUGUGGACCUUUCUGGAACGCAUGCUGAGCAAAAGCAUCCUCAGGAUUCCCCAUCUUCAGCUGCCCUUAAUACCAACGGUGCUAUAACUGUACAGAACUUUCAGACAGGAACAGAAGUGAAGGUUGAAAGUAGUCAGGCUUUAUCUAGUCCACCAUUGGCUUCAUUUAUUUUCAGUCAGAAUAACUCACUGGCCAGUCAGCUAAGCCCAUCUGAAAUCAAAGCAGAGGAUGGGAGGCUUUUGCAGUCUGCUGCAGUCCCUGUUACACAGACUGAGCAGGUAACACCAGUAGUGUCUCUGCCUCAGAUCUCCCAAGCACAGCAGAUGACACCAACACCACACAUAUCUCAUAUUGCCCCUCCCCAUGUCGUGUCAGUCUCUCAACUUGUUCCAUCAGCUGAAGGAUCAGCUGUACCACAGCUUAUCCAGGCAUCUCAGUUGUUGUCUGGAUCACAGAUUGUGCCUUUGUCACAUGUCUCAACCAGUUCUCAGUCCAGUGAAGUAGCCCAGGCUAGUUCUACACCUCGGCCCAUAUCUGUGCCUUUGUUAACACCUUCUGCUCAAGCAGUUCAUAUUUCCCAAAUGCAAGGAUCUCAGGUGGUCUCUGUGCCCCAAGUGAAUUCAAUACUGUCUUCUUCCCAAGGAUGCUCGGUCCCUUGUAAUGUGUCUACAUCACAGGUCAUUCCUAUCUCGCAGAUUUCCCCAGCAUCACAUGUAGUUCCUAUUUCUCAGCCUUUGCAAGGAUCACAAGUGCUUUCCCCUACACCGAUGAUCCCUUUGUCUCCAGUCAUUUCCACACCCCAAGUCCUCUCUGUGCCUCAGGGAUCUGCAACUCCUCAUGUUGUCUCAAUACCUCAGGUGGCACAAGGCUCUCAGAUUGUUCCAUUGCCUCAGGUUGCUCCAGCAUCACAAGUUCUUACACUACAGCAAGGUGUUCCCUUGUCCAGCGUGGGUUCUAGCAUUCCUGGCCAUGUGCAGAUAUUGACAAACAGCAGCAGUCCCAUAAAAGCAAGCCCAGUUGGAACAGUGCAGCUUCCUGGUAGCACAGUGAUACCAAAUAAUGUUCAGCUCCUUGGUACGAAUGUGGGAUUGACAGCUUUGCAGCUUCCUUCUGCACCUCCGGGAAACAUCCUUCUUACAAAUCCAGCCACAGGUGCAACUAUACUAACAGGGGUGGCCCUUCACCAAGGUAAGCUUAUCUUCACUGCCACUUUCCCAGCUAGUAUGCUGAUGUCAACAGUGUCUUCACCAGCAACAGGCAGCUUAACAGUGCCCAUCAAGCAGGAACCUGAUGUUGAAGGAAGCCUGGUGCUGCCUGCCACAUCCUUUGGUAGCUCUAACAACCUAAAUACCAGUACAGCAGCACUGCAGAGUUUUGGUGCUAAUUCAGUUGCAGUCACACCAGUUUCAGGGACAUUUUUUUCAACCGUCGCAGGACUGUGUUCUCUGCCUAAUGCAUCCAGUGGAACUUUUGUGUCUCCAGUGUCCUUGAACUCAGAUGGGAGCUUUGCCAGCUCUCCAUCCUCUGGCUCCAUAGUGGGGCAUCCAACUAUAUCUUUCACUCCUGACCCCACUCCAGCCAGUGCUGUCAUAAGUCCAUCUAGUAUUUUUAACAACAUUAGCAAUGUCACUGGUGCCCUUCAACAUAGCAGCUUCAUUACGAACUUCAGCCAGGAAGGAAUGGUGCUUACUUCACAGUCCCAGACAGUGAAUUGGCCAGGUUCAUUUGGUGUAUUCAAAGGAGGAGUGGAAUCUCAUGACAUCAACACCACUGGAACAUUUGAUAUGGGAAAAGGAGCAAGUCUAAUUCUAGGUAACUCAAGAGAACAGGACCUUCUCCCAAUCCCUAAUGGAAGGGAGUUGCUAAUGGGCAGUUCUGAAAGGGGCUUUGAUGAUGCAGAAAAUAUGGAUUCUGAUGAGCUAGAGUCAGAGAGAAAAGUCUUGACCCAGUUACAAUCUGUUCCAGUUGAUGAAACUCUCAGUAUGUAGACUGACUUUGUACGGUGGAAAUAGCAGUAAUCUGGAUUACUUUGCUUGUAGUUGAUGGAUAUUGGAUUCAGUUCAUCACUUCAAGAGAAAGGGGGCACUUGAAGUGUAUGAAGAAUAUUGAAGUGUAUGAAGAAUAUCACAAGCAUUUUUCUUGAACUCUUACAAAAUUGCAUUAUCUCAGAACACUUAUGGCAGAGUGAUCUGUUUAAUUUUAUUGUCACUACAGUACAGUGUCUUUCACAAAUACAUUUGUGAAUCCUGGGCCUUCUGUUAAGCUAUGGAUCCUCCUAAAGGGAGAAUGAGAGAGAGAUAUUUCUGACAAAUAAAAUCUGUAUGAAUGCCAGGAAAAAAUAUUAAUGCUCCAUUCCUGAAGCAUGUGUCAUUCAUGUUUCCGUUAAUAUUUAAAAACAAAAGAAGCAGAAGUUUUGACAUUAGUUAAUUCAUGUGAAUAUGUACCAGUUGUUUUUAAGUACACUAAUAUCACCAGUCAUAAAGGAAUUUUUUAUAGCGAAGUAAAGUUAAGGUGUGCCUUAAAAAUGGCAUAUCCUGUUUCUUCUUUGUGGUGUUUCUCAUAGCUGUGCAUGUACAGUGUUACAGCUGAGUAAAUAUAACAACUUUCCAAAGCUGGUACUGAUUGGUAGCACUACCUGUCUUUCACAGAUCAUAUCUGGAAGGCUUUGAGUGCCAGUGACUUUGAUCAGUAAUGCUGCCUUUUUUUCCAUGUUUUCCUCCUUUUUCCUUUCUUCAUUUUACACAAAGAUAUACCAUGUGCACUGUAUGAAGCCUUGUGAAGAAACAAGCUACUUGGUCUGCACUUAGUCUGUUGCUGCUUCAGGUCUGUC
Molecule: messenger RNA, 4223 nt
Organism: Protopterus annectens (West African lungfish)
Lineage: Eukaryota; Metazoa; Chordata; Ceratodontiformes; Protopteridae
Product: homeobox protein SIX5-like
Exons: 3
Coding region: 340-3381 (1013 amino acids)
Biological process (GO): regulation of transcription by RNA polymerase II
Cellular component (GO): transcription regulator complex; nucleus
Molecular function (GO): RNA polymerase II cis-regulatory region sequence-specific DNA binding; DNA-binding transcription factor activity, RNA polymerase II-specific
Source: RefSeq, a predicted model, not a curated record